Molecule: messenger RNA, 1824 nt
Organism: Cuscuta epithymum
Lineage: Eukaryota; Viridiplantae; Streptophyta; Magnoliopsida; Solanales; Convolvulaceae
Source: the annotation of a GenBank genome assembly
GUCCACAAAAUGUCAAUCAUGUUUUCUGACCCGCUCAUUUUGUGCCUAACAAAUGUCACACAAUUUCAGCUAGUGUAAUGUGCAUGGUUUCUUCUCAAACUUAGGCACUCCUCUCUCAUCCGUAUUCGAUUCUUCUCAUAAAAAAUGACUAUCUUGAGUAAUUUCCUUUUCAUUACUUUUUUCUACCUUGUGUGUUUGUUAACCAUAACAAAUGCUGAAGUGAUUGAUUCUCUCCCCGGGCAACCUUCAAAAAAUGUUUCUUUCAAGCAACAUUCGGGUUACAUCGUUACAGAUGAUGAUCAUGGCAGGGCUUUAUUUUACUAUUUUGCCGAAGCACAAUCGAAGAACAAACUUUCACUUCCUUUAACACUUUGGCUUGGCGGAGCUUUCGGGUGCACUUCCCUCGGAAUUGGUGUAUUCUUGGAACACGGUCCAUUUAGGCUCUCAAAGCAUGACAAAUUGAUAAAGAAUGAGUACUCUUGGAAUUUAGAAUCCAACAUGUUAUACGUAGACACUCCAAUCGGAGCUGGCUUUUCGUACUCAAAUACAAGUUCAGACUACGCCGUUUGGGACGAGCCCAAGUCAGCUAAUGACAAUAUGAAGUUUCUGCUUAAAUGGUUUGACAAAUUUCCUCAAUAUAGAAAACAAGAUUUUUACAUUGCUGGGGAUGCUUUUGGAGGUCAUUUAGCACCACAGCUAGCAGCUGUUAUACUUGAAUACAAUGCAAAUUCACAUGGGAAGCCACCUAUCAAGCUUAAGGGAAUUGCUCUUGGGAAUCCAGUUCUGGAUAUCAAGUACAGUUUAUCUUAUGUUGAAAAUCUGUGGUACCGGGGAGCAAUCUCAGAAGAAACGUUCCAUAUGCAAAAGACGCUUUGUAGCAUGGGAACCUAUUUUACUGAGCUGGCUCUUGGAAAUGUGACUAAACAAUGCAAUAAAAUGAUUGAAAUUUUGAACAACGAGGUUGGGGAUAUAAAUAUGGACAAUAUGUUGUCGCCACCUUGCCUCUCUACCGAAUAUGUUGGAAAUGAAGCUAGAGACACAAGUAUUACCGAUCCUUGCAUUGAUGAGAAGCUAGAUACGUACAUGAACAACCCACAAGUUCAAAGAGCUUUACAUGCCAAUUCCACCGGCUUGCCAUAUUCAUGGAACAUGUAUUGUGAAGGGGGUACCGAUUAUGAGCACUUAGAAAUGUUUGCUCAUGACGUCAUACCCACCGUGUCAGCACUUCUGAAGAGGCAUAUCCGAGUUAUGCUUUACAGUGGAGAUCAAGAUUUAAUGGUAGCUGUUACACAAACCAGGAAAAUUGCGAGCAAGCUUGCAAGAGACUUGAAGCUCAACACUUUGCACAACAAUCGGCCUUGGUAUAAUGGCAAGCAGAUUGGAGGGUGGAGCCAAACAUAUGGAAGAUUGAAGAAAGGUAAAGCAGUAAUACAAUUAACGUUUGCAACAGUAAAAGGUGGAGGAAAUUAUGUGCCAUAUUCAUCUCCCUCCGAGGCUCUUAUACUUUUCAAGGCAUUUCUUAAGGGAUCCCCACCACCAACCGGACCUAGCUAGCUAGCUAUCUUGUGAGUGGAUGCUACGAAAACAUGUGGUCAAUUUGUGGAAGUAAAUAAAUUAAGUAGGUUAUUAAUAGUUAAUUAGUAAUUAGUAUAUAUAGUACUUCCUAUAAACAUUUCGCAGCUAUGAAAAUCUAUCUGCAUGCAAUGGAACCAACGUAACGUCGACUAAUACGUUCGUACUAAUGCAUUGUUAGAAUUUUGAUGGAUUACAACAUGCAAAUUAUAAAGAAAUAAAGUUUAAUAUUAUUAGCACCAUUAAAUUUGA